UGGUUGAGAGAGAGGGGGUUGCGGUGGAGGAGGAGGAGGCGCCAUUUCCGAGACCGAGAUGGCGGACGCUCCUCCUGGGGUCGAAGUGCCGGAGCUCGGCAGCUGGAGCAUCCCGGAGCUGCAGGCCAAGCUCAACGAGAUCGGCUACCCGACGCAAGGUGUACGGGAGGAGCUGAUUGAGCGCCUAAAGAACUACAGUUUACAGAAUGCGGUGGUCCUGACCCGACCUCUCCGGGGUGAUGACAUGGACAAGGGGCACCAAAUGCCACCCUUGCCAGGGCAGGUGCCUGGGAUGCAGUUGCCCCCUCGUACAAUGGGGCUGUCCCGCAUGCCCCACCCCCCUGGAAUGCAGAUGGCUUUCCCCAUGGGGGUUGUCCCAGCUGGAAUGGGCCCCCGCCUCCACAUGCCCUCAGUCGAUCCAUCUGCCCUGUCCGAGGAGGAACGUCUCAAACUUGCCCAGCAGCAGGCAGCCAUCCUGAUCCAACAGGAGGAACGGGUAAAGCAGGGCGGUGAGCGGACGUUUGAUGACCAGAUCAAAGAUCAGGAGCUGCUGGAGCAGCAGAAACGGGCUGCUGCAUUACUGGAACAGGAGAGACAACAACAGGAAAUGGUGCAAAUGCACCAGGGACCCCCUGGUUCCAGACCGAUGGAGAUUGGGCCACGCCCAGCCUUAGGAGCAAGAGUUACGGCUGUACCCAUGUCCCUCGCUGCUAUACGGCCUGGCUCUGUAGCUGCCACUUCGUUAUCUGCCCCCAACCUGGGACCACGGAUUCGAGGACCUCCGCCACCGCCCGGUGAAGAGAACAGAGAGAACGAUGACGGAGGGCCUGGUCCCAGAAUUCCCCAGGUCCUGGAGAAGAUCCUACAGCUGAAGGAGCAACGCCAGGUGGAGCUCACAGCAUCAGCGGAGGCUUCAGACGAUGCCGACGCAACGGUGGGAGCCACUCUGACCCCAGCUGAUACCGAAGAGGAAGAGGUUGCAUCUUCACAGUCAAAGAAAGAGAAAAACCGUAAACGUCGCAACCGAAAGAAGAAGAAGAAAUCCCAUGGGAGUGAGGUGAAUGGAGUGGCCAAGCCAGCAGCAGCAGCGGUGACUGACACCGAAUCGGAGGUGGAGGUGGAGUAUGUGACCGCAGAGCCGGAAAUCUUUGACACCAAUUUCAUCUACUUCAAGAGGAUCUUCGAAACGUUCAGGCUGACAGACGACGUGAAGAAAGACAAGGACAAAGAGCCGGACAAAGCAGACAAGCUGGACUCGGCCGUGCUACUGAAGAAGAAGGGUUUGGAGGCAGAGCAGAAAGGCAGCAGUGAUGAAGAUGAGGAUGUAGACAGUGAUGAGGACGUGGAAAAACGUGAUGAUCUCCCAAAAUUAUCGAAGAAGAAGUUAAGGAGAUUAAACCGUUUGAGUGUGGCUGAACUGAAACAGUUGGUCGCGCGCCCGGAUGUGGUGGAGAUGCACGAUGUGACCGCCCACGACCCCAAGCUGCUGGUUCACCUGAAGGCCACCCGCAACUCUGUGCCCGUGCCCCGGCAUUGGUGCUUCAAACGCAAGUACCUGCAGGGCAAGCGCGGCAUCGAGAAGCCCCCCUUCGAGCUGCCCGAGUUUAUCCGCCGCACGGGGAUCCAGGAGAUGCGCGAGGCCCUGCAGGAGAAGGAGGAGCAGAAAACCAUGAAGACCAAAAUGAGGGAGAAAGUCCGUCCGAAAAUGGGGAAAAUAGACAUUGACUACCAGAAACUUCACGAUGCAUUCUUCAAGUGGCAGACCAAACCCAAGCUGACCAUCCAUGGUGACCUGUACUACGAGGGCAAAGAGUUUGAGACACGGCUGAAGGAGAAGAAACCUGGAGAUUUAUCCGAUGAGCUGAGAUUGGCUCUGGGAAUGCCUGUUGGAGCGAACGCCCACAAGGUCCCUCCACCGUGGCUGAUUGCCAUGCAGCGAUACGGUCCUCCUCCAUCCUAUCCUAAUCUCAAAAUCCCCGGCCUGAACUCCCCCAUCCCAGAGAGCUGUUCCUUUGGUUACCAUGCUGGAGGAUGGGGGAAGCCACCCGUUGAUGAGACGGGUAAACCGCUGUACGGCGACGUGUUUGGGACUAAUGCGCUGGAAUUUCAGGCGAAGACUGAGGAAGAGGAGCUGGAUCGGACCCCAUGGGGUGAGCUGGAACCCUCUGAUGAGGAAUCCUCGGAGGAGGAGGAGGAAGAAGAUGAGAGUGAUGAAGAUAAACCUGACGAUACUGGCUUCAUCACCCCGGCUGACAGUGGGCUCAUUACCCCCGGGGGCUUCUCCUCUGUCCCGGCUGGUAUGGAGACCCCCGAACUCAUUGAACUGCGGAAGAAGAAGAUUGAGGAAGCCAUGGAUGGCGGUGACACCCCUCAGCUAUACAUCCCAGUGCCAGAGAAACGGGCAGCAACCAUUGGGGGCGCCAUGAUGGGCUCGACACACAUCUACGACAUGUCGGCGGUGAUUAGCCGUAAAGGUCCGGCCCCUGAGACCCAGGGGAUCGAAGUGGCCCUUGCCCCUGAGGAGUUGGAACUGGACCCCAUGGCCAUGACCCAGAAAUACGAAGAGCGAGUGCGGGAGCAGCAGGCCCAGGUGGAGAAGGAGGAUUUCAGUGACAUGGUGGCUGAACACGCUGCUAAACAGAAGCAAAAGAAGAGGAAAGCCCAGCCUGCGGACAGCAGUCGGGGGACCAAGAAAUACAAGGAGUUCAAGUUCUAACUGGUGCCAAGUCACAGCCACAGCCCGCUCUCUCUCCGCCCCACCCCCACCCCCCACUUCGUUGUAUUAAAGUUUGUGAUUUUUUUUAAACA
Messenger RNA from Hemiscyllium ocellatum (epaulette shark), 2808 nucleotides. RefSeq names its product splicing factor 3b, subunit 2 (gene sf3b2). Gene Ontology annotation, biological process: mRNA splicing, via spliceosome. The transcript is spliced from 22 exons. The record is from RefSeq and is a predicted model, not a curated record. Lineage: Eukaryota; Metazoa; Chordata; Chondrichthyes; Orectolobiformes; Hemiscylliidae. Bases 59 to 2716 code for a protein of 885 amino acids. Gene Ontology annotation, cellular component: catalytic step 2 spliceosome; U2 snRNP; U2-type spliceosomal complex.